AGUGUGGAGCGGGGAGCGGGGCCUGACCCGAGGGUCGAGACGGGGCGGCGGCAACAGCUGACCGAGCUGUGACCUUGACCGGGUCGUAGCCUCGGGCGAGGUCCGCCGGCCGGCCGGCCCGGGACAGAGCGGCGGCAGGAGUCCAGACUGAGACGGGUGUUUUGACCAACAACCUCGUGAGUCGUGACUUGAGAGGAGUAGCCGGUCAGCCAAACAGAGCGCAGGAUGCAGAUACUCUUGAUGGCAGCACUGGCGGUACUCGUCACCUCCGAGGCUGCAGUCACCGCCCACUGCGACUGUAGGACGGCCUUCGGCUGCCCUCAGGCCUACCACUUAGGGCUGCCCAUCGGAUGCUACCUACACGAAACGCGCACCGUAGGUGUUUGCUGCCCGGCAAACAGCUCACCGGCACAGGCCUUCAGCGGAGAAGCGUUGGAGAUAGGCGACAGGAUCCCCUCACAGAGCAGUGGGGACUCCAGUGGAUCCAGCGGAGAGGCUGGAAAGUUGACAGCUGGAGAGGGGGGACCCAGUAAUGGCGCUCAAAUCCAUCAAGAAGAAAAAGAAGAUGAAGGUUCCAGUAACGGUUUCGAAGGGCAGGCACAAAGCAGCAGUUAUGGGCAGAGUGAUGGGUUCGGCCAGAGCAGCGAUAUGUCUACGGCUCCAUCCAGCGUUAGCAGCACGGAUAACUCGCACGGGGUGUACCAGACGCCGCCAAGCACUACGUACGGAGCACCCUCUACCCACGACGACUGCCGGCCGCUGGUCAUGUGUCCUCCGGUGGUAGCCAGUCCGCAGUCGCUGUACUUGAACGGCUGUACGCUGCAGGACGGCUCUCCGGGUAUCAGCUGCUCCUUCUCCGGGCCGCGUCUUGCGUCAGUGGGUGCCGCCGGCCGCUCCUCGACGACCAUGGACGGACUGCGACCGAUGGUGUCGGCACAGUCGUUCGUCGAGCCAGCUCUCCAGCUGCAGGCGUCACCGGCGGCACUGCAGCGCGCGCAGGCGGCCGGCCAGCGGGCGUUCGCGGUCACCACCUCUGCCAGCUUCCAGCUGGUCACCACGGGCCAGACGGCCGCCGCCGACUCGCCCACCGAGCUGUUCAACUUCAACUCGCAGUCGACCAACGAGAUACAGCAGCUGGGUCUGCAGGCGCUCCAGUCCCUGGAAACCUUCACCAACCUGGCCGUGACUGGUGGCGGAGCUGCAGGCGCAUUCGUCGGCUCAACAGUUGGCGAUGGGUUGGACGGCUCCGCUGCUCAAAGCUUCGCACAGGGAAACAAUAUCCCGGAACAGGGUUUUGCGAAUCAGGAAAGCUUCCAGGCCGGGUCGCUCCGUCCCACUGGAGAAGGUUUUCAAACUACCAUGGACCCGACGUGCACCCCCGAUCCGCCCAUCACCUGUUCCAACAGCUUGUACCGCACCGUCACUGGAGAGUGCAACAACCUGUUCAAUCCCAGAUUGGGCAAGGCGCUUACCGGGUUCAAACGCCUCCUUCCGAACACCUUCGACGACGGCAUUUUCGCGAUCCGGACUCGCGCGGUGCGAGGUGGUACCCUUCCCACAGCACGCUUCAUCAGUGAGCGUGUGCUUGACGUGUUCUCUAAUGAGCUGCGCCAGCACACGCUCUCGUUGAUGCAGAUUGGACAGUUUGCAGACCACGACCUCACGCACGCGCUCAUCUUCCGUCUGCCAAACGGAACCGGCAUCGAGUGCUGUCAAAACGACGGCGAGACGUACCCGCCGACGCUGCUGCACCCGCAGUGCAUUCCGAUCCCGAUUCCAGCCAACGACCCGUUCUACAGUCGGUACCGACAGCGGUGCAUGAACCUGGUGCGAUCGCUCCCCGCGCCGGCACCGGACUGCGUGGCGAGACCGGCGCGCCCUCUGAAUGAGCUCACAUCGUUCAUCGAUGGAUCAAAUGUGUACGGAAGUUCGGAAAAGGAGACACGGAACCUUCGCGCCUUCCAGCACGGUCUUCUGCGAGAGAGCGCCCACAGACUCCUGCCGCUGGACCAGAGACCCGACAAACCGUGUCGACGAGACACUUGCUUCCACGCGGGAGACACGCGAGUAAACGAGCAGAGUUUGCUGGCCGUCACUCACACGAUCUGGAUGCGCGAGCACAACCGGAUAGCGCGAGCUUUGCAAGCGCGUCACUCGCGCUGGGGCGACGAGCGACUCUACCAGGAGGCGCGUCGCGUGCUCGUCGCCGAGUGGCAGCACAUCCUCUACAACGAGUGGCUGCCGGUGCUGAUCGGCUUCAAGUACGCUGAAGAUCACGGCCUUCUGCCGCUGCAGGCGGGUUACUCGAACCACUACGAUCAUCGCAUCGAUCCGACCAUCUCCAACUCCUUUGCCACUGCCGCAUUCCGAUUUGGCCACACGAUGGUGCGAGACAUGUACGACAUCCUCGACGCCAACGGCGUCGUCGUCGGCUCGUUCAACAUCUCCAGCACGUUCUUCGAUCCGACGGUCAUCGCCCACGGCAUCACCGACCACGCUCGAACCAUGGUCGCCAUGCGAUCGGAGACCUUCGACACGUUCUUUGCUCGCAGUCUGCACGAGCAGCUCUUCACCACCAACCACUUGUACGGCCUCGACCUGCUGGCGCUCAACAUCCAGCGCGGUCGUGACCACGGAACGCCCACAUACGCCCAGGUGGCCGAGGCGUGCCGCCUGGUGCCGUCAGUUCGCUUCUGGGGCGACCUGCACGCACUCAUGGACAGCACCGUCAUCGACCGGCUCCGCUCCGUCUACGACGACCCGUGGGACGUGGACCUCUUCAUCGGCGGCGUCAGCGAGCGACUGGCGCCUGGCGCCCAGGUCGGCCCCACGUUCCAGUGCCUGAUCGGACAGCAGUUCUUCGACCUCCGCUACGGAGAUCGCUUCUUUUACGACAACGGCGGCCAGCCGCACAGCUUCUCACUACCGCAAUUGAGCCAGAUUCGCCGCGCCAGCUGGGCUCGUAUCAUGUGUGACACACUGGGCCCAGAGUUCCUGAACGACUUCCACCACGUUCAGCCGCUCGCAGUCCUGACGCCGGGCGGGCAGAAUCAGAUUGUCAGUUGCGACUCGUUGGCCAUUCCGCGAGUAGACCUUGGCCUGUUCUAAUGGAGGCCUGUCGGGACGUGGAGAUGGGAGAAAGUGUCGUUUUUGGUCAGAUCACAGAUGUUACAUUGUCUUCAUUAAAAGAUGUGCUGUUGUAAUAUCAAAAUAUGUGUGCAUGUACAUAAAUUGAAAGACAUUGAGCCACCACACUGCGGUUUCCAAGGGUGAAUGAAUUAAUUCAUUUUGCGAGAUUAUUUCUCUUCCUUUUACAUUUUCAUUGAAGCCCACAAUGCGACGUAUCAUAGGUGGAAUAUAAGCUUUACCGGUAACCGAGCAGAAAUGAUUGAAUAAAGUUGGCCGAAGACCUGU
Messenger RNA from Amphibalanus amphitrite, 3414 nucleotides. RefSeq names its product peroxidase-like. The coding region runs from base 226 to 3108 and encodes 960 amino acids. Gene Ontology annotation, molecular function: heme binding; peroxidase activity. Gene Ontology annotation, biological process: response to oxidative stress. The transcript is spliced from 2 exons. The record is from RefSeq and is a predicted model, not a curated record. Lineage: Eukaryota; Metazoa; Arthropoda; Thecostraca; Balanomorpha; Balanidae.